UGCUGUCUCUAUGCAAGAUUUGUUUGGACAACGAAUGAAUCGGAAAUUCCACAGAGACCGGAACAGUCAAAGUAUGGUGACUGCAGUAUUACUCCGAUCAAACUGGACUACAGCGACUCAGAACCAGGGAAGUGGUUUGAAACAGGCUUGUGAUAGUUAAAGGAGAAGGAAACGGGGGGAACAGGUUCACAGUUGCAACGUUGCAGUGUUGCUAAUAAGCUAGCAGCGGAGUUCUCCAACCGGCUUCAUUAGCUGGGCUAGCUUGCUAGCAGGCUAAUGUAGCUGCGGUUCACUUAAGGAAAUGCAGCGGGAGCUUGUCUGGCUUGUCUUUAAUGUUAUUGACUUCUUUAUUUUAUCACUGAUUAGUAUUUAAUAUUUCCAUAGCAGAGGGAGUUUGUCGUGGAGGACCGAAGAAGACGGGGUAGUGAGGUUGGGUUGCUCUUAUAGUUAUGAGCAGUUUUAAUAUUCGAGCUAAAACCUCCACAUUAAAAUCUUUCCUGGGCUCUGAAAGUAAAGGGUCAGCGCUGAGCGUCGACACCAGGAACAACAACAAGGAGUGGGAUAUCGGUAGUGAUGUGUUUUCGUGCUGUUAUGAGAUGAGUCCAAUGGACGACACGAUGCAGGCAGGGAUGUCCUCCGUGCAGUCGGGACUGGACGGACACCUGCCUCUUCUUCACGCCAGACAUCACAGCACCCAGGACGGGCUGCUGUUGGACCUGGGCUCCCCGGCAGCCUACCUCGACAGCAGCUCACUGGAGUACAGCGACAGCGAUGGGAACAACGCGGGUCCGUUAUUCGAGAGGAGGAAGAGGUCGCGGUCCAACAGCUCCAGACAUCGCUUCAACGAGGUGGUCACGGAGCUCGGUCCGGAGGAGGUCCGGUGGUUUUACAAAGAGGACAAGAAGACUUGGAAACAUUUUGUUGGCCAUGACUCGCUUAAAAUUGAACGUAUGUUUCGGAAAUACUGUGAGCUGAACCCUGGUGCAGCAGGCUCCCAGGUCAGCCCUGGGGAGGAAGAGUGCGGUAAUAACGGAGUGGAGAGUAGGGGACUUAACGGUGCAGUGCCGGUGGAGACGAGGACCAGCUGUGUGCACGGAGGACGGGGGUCUGUGGACACGUCCACCGUGUCCUCAGAGGAGAGGGACCUUGACACUAUUGCCAUCAACGUUGAGCCUGUAUGUGUCCGAGGAGGGCUGUAUGAAGUGGACAUUAUAGAGAGAGAAUGCAAACCUGUCUACUGGAAGCAACAAGACCACAUUCCAGUCAUGAGAGGCCAGUGGUUCAUCGACGGUACUUGGCUCCCGCUGGAGGAGGAGGAAAGCGACCUCAUCGAGCAGGAGCACCUUAAUCAUUUCCGUGGGCAACAAAUGCAGGAUACCUUCGAGACGGAGAUGGUGGUCAAGACCGUCGACAGCAAAGAUGCCAUCCACAGUCUGAAGCUGAGUCGGACCCACGUGGAUUGGCACAGCGUGGAUGAGGUGUACCUCUACAGCGACGCCACCACAUCCAAAAUCGCACGCACAGUCACACAGAAACUGGGAUUCUCCAAAGCCUCCAGCAGUGGAACAAGGCUCCAUCGGGGUUAUGUUGAGGAGGCCUCCCCUGAGGACAGACCCCCUCAGACUACACACAUUGUCUUUGUGGUUCAUGGGAUUGGACAGAAGAUGGACCAAGGACGCAUUAUCAAAAACACUGGAAUGCUGAGGGACGGCGUGAGGAAGAUGGAGGAAAAGCACUUUCCAGAGCACAAUGACGAGCAUGUGGAGUUCCUGCCCGUCGAAUGGCGUUCCAAACUUGCACUGGAUGGAGAUACAGUAGACUCAAUAACACCAGAUAAAGUGAGAGGAUUGAGAGAUCUUCUUAACAGCAGUGCCAUGGACAUCAUGUACUACAACAGCCCCCUUUACCGGGAUGAGAUUACCAAGGGCCUAACACAGGAGCUAAACAGACUCUACUCACUUUUCUGCUCCCGGAACCCAGAGUUUGAGGAGCGAGGGGGCAAAGUGUCCAUCGUGUCCCACUCCCUCGGCUGCGUGAUCACCUAUGACAUCAUGACGGGAUGGGAUCCCGUGCGCUUCUGUCUGCAGGAGCAUCAUGCUGUGGAGGAGGAGCUCGACCUGCGCUGGAUGACUUAUGAGGAAAGGCACCUUCUAGAGCAGCUACGCCUCACAAGGCACAGGUUAAGAGAGCUGGAAAAUCAGCUUCAAACACUGGAGGACUCUAAACCAUCAGCACCACCAGCCCUCAAAUUUAAGGUGGAAAACUUCUUCUGCAUGGGUUCUCCUCUGGCCGUGUUCUUGGCCCUCAGGGGGAUCCGCCCCGGCACCAGCUGCCACCAGGACCACAUCCUGCCCACCUCCAUCUGCAGCCGACUCUUCAACGUCUUCCAUCCCACGGACCCUGUGGCCUACAGACUGGAGCCUCUUAUCCUCAAACAUUACAGCAAUAUUGCUCCUAUUCAAAUACACUGGUGCAGUGCCACUAACCCUACACCUUAUGAUGAGAUCCGGCCGACCUUCCUGAAUCCAGUCAAAGAACCUACAUCAGACACAGAGAGCAUCCCCAGCCCGAGCACAUCUCCUGUCCUCCCUCGGAGGCACUACGGAGAGUCCAUCACUAGCUUGGGCAAGGCCAGCAUACUGGGAGCGGCGAGCAUAGGCAAAGGCAUCGGAGGCAUCCUCUUCUCACGUUUCUCUCGCUCCAACAGCCAGCCCUCUGUGUCAUUAGGUCUUGAAGGAGUUUCAAACCCUGAGGAAGAGGAGCAGAAGCGAACAGAAAGCCAGUCGGCAUACGGUCUUUCCACUCUGACUCGGCCAACCUCGCCCACUGCUGACACAUCCUUGGAGCUGGAGUGGCGUGUCGACUUCGAGCUGCGAGAGGGUCUGGUGGAGAGUCGCUAUUGGUCAGCAGUGACGUCACACACGGGCUACUGGUGCUCACAUGACAUUGCUCUCUUCCUGUUGACCUUCAUAUACAAGCAGAAGACGAGUCCCUCCGACCCAGCAGAAGACGCCCCGGAUCCAGACUGAGGCAGCACAUUCAUUACUACACAAACACACUUGAAAGGUGUCUUAUGAUCCUUAAGGGGGCGGAGACAAGAGACAGAAAUAAACCUCUUUAAUUAACUUGCACACAAACUGCUCAAGUAAAGUCAUCAUCUCUAUUUUUCCUACAUCUCCCUGUGAUUCAGCUCCUCUUUAUCUUGGGAAUCAUUGCUGACAGACCUCAUUCCAAGACGUGCAUUUUUCUCUUUUUGUGCUUGUCAUUAGAUCGUAAUUGUGCACCCUAAGGGUGACAGUGUUGGACCAGGAACCCCUAAGGAGGUGCGCCCUUUUGCCAGUAUGACCGUGAGACAUAUGGACAUGGUAACUAAUGGGUUUGAAGCACCCGAAACAUAAAGGUUAUAAAUCAUUGACUUUAACAGUGAAAGCCUGUUGAUAAAGUUUCAUUGAGGUUAAUCACCGUUAAAUCAAGCCACCCUUCUGUAGACUCAGUCUGGAGCCUGCUGGCACUCGUCUAACCCUCUGUCACCAAGGCCUCCCUAUUCUGUGUCUGUGCUUUUAAAUCCUUAUUUUUCAAUGUUAGGGAGAAACAUAGUUUUCAAUAAAAUACUUCACAUCAACUGUUAAAUCACUACAUCUCAUAAAUGUGCUAACAAGCAACAGCAAUGCCUUUGAAAAUAGCCAAACUCAUACCGAGUCUGUCUGUUUAGUCGUUCCAGAUAAAUGUAGGGCAUUAUCCCUUUAAUAAUGUUUUGAAGUAUGAAGAAUGAAAAAAAAACAUUCAUUAUUAUUUUAUAUAUUUUUUUACAUUUAUAUCAUUUUAGCAUUGUUUGAUUUUUGAAAUACAUAUGCACACAGGAAAACACGAGCAGAGCUCUGCUUUUAUAUCCAUCGGUAUAAACUUAAAGCUUCUGUGAGGAUCUUUGUGUUGUGUUGGAUUUGGCGCCCCCCUGUGAACAAAGUAGGAUUAGUCUACUGCUGAUCUGGUUCUGUAAAUAUGUUGAAUGUAUGCUGAAUAAUUAUAAACUGGAGCCCUGCGCAGGACUCUUUUCUUAAUCCCGCUCCUGCAGCAUGUGCCAUCCUUUCUCGCCUGCAUCCGCAACAGGUGUGUCAAAUCCCACCCACGUCCCGCACGGAUUCUGACGAUACAUGUUAAAUAUUCAGAAUAACCGACAGUGCGUUUAGUUUAAGGCAAUACUGAUAUGUUCACUCAAGCACCACCCUGAUUAAAUUUCCUCUCGGGGUGAAAGAAACCCUAAGAAAACCACAUCUUUGUCCUGCAUGACAGUGCCACGGAUGGAUAAAAAAGAAUCUGCAAGUCUCAGACUGAUUUUACUCCUGGUUAUGGCUUAGUAAGAGCAAUGUCAAAGUACUAUUUCCUGACUUUAUUUACGUAUCAUUUAUUUUGAAGUCACUUAGAGGCGUAAAAACUGCAGCACACUUCCAUCGGCUCUCACAGCUAAUUUUUUUCUCUACUAAUGCUGGGCUAAAACCGUCCUCAUCAUUAGAUGCUUAAUGCAAUAAGGCCAAUUUGCAUGGAAAGUGGUGUUUUCCCCUAAAUAACUACAUAACAGCUCAGCAUCUCUGUGCGCCGGUACGUAUGUGCAGUGAUAGGCCAACAAUGCAAUAAGAGGAGCGUUAAAGCUGUGCCUUUUGACUUAUUUACACAGUUUUAGCACAUUUUUUUUUUGUAGAGCUUUAAUAAAGAACCCCCCCCCAUUAUGAUUUUUUCAUGGCACCAGUUUCAAACCAGUUUACCCAAGAAGUCUUCUGAGAGGUUUCAAGGAAAAUUGGAGUAACUGUGUGGUGUACAAAUCAAAACAGACACACAGACAUGCAGCCAUUUAUAGUAGUAGGUUCUUGGCAUGGAAAAUUAAACAAAAAAGGCUUUUUAUUGCCUCUUCCGGCACUGAAUCCCAUGGCCUCUCCCUGAUGGUGAUAGGGGCAUCAGAACCACCCAAAAUCUCCUCACAGGAGCUUUAAAUAAUUGUCUCGUUAGGUCAUAUUUCUGCAUUUUAACUGCAGUUUCUGUUAAAGCACUGGGGAUAAAAUGUCCACGCAAAACUAACAGUUAAGCUCCUAAUGGACCACAAGUGUGACACUUGAAAGCUCCAGACAUGUAUAUUUAUUUUCUUAAACUCAGUUUAUUUCUAAAAAUCUCUUGUAUGAUGUCAUUUAUAAGGCGAGAGAUUCCUCUGAAAUAAUUCAGUCAUUCAAACACAUUUCCGUGCUAUUUAGGAUGACGUACUGGGAGAAUUUAUCCCUGAGCUAUAUCUUUAUUUUAAUAUCCAGAAGAUAUCAUUCAAAAAUAUGUAUUUUGUCUUAAAAAAAGAAAAUAACAAAAUAAAUAUUUUUCCUAGAGAAAAGCUUUCAGGCUCUUGUGAAUAGAAACCCAGAUCUUCUAGUAGAGAACAGGGGACUCAAACUUGCGGCCAAAUAACAUUUAUGUCUCCUGCUUGUUAGCUGCUUGGCUUUAGCAUUGCUAAUGCUAAUUCAGACUAAAAUACGUGGAUGAUAGUAGCUUCAGUUUUACUUGGAGACAUUUGUGAAACAUUGCACAUGAGAAAAACUGGAUCUUAUUUGCCUUUUUGUGAACAACUGACACUUUCUCCCUCUGAGUAAUUUAUUCGUCAGCUUGUCUUUUUUAUUUUUGAAUUACAUUUAUGUUAAAAAGAAGGAUUUUCCAGUCACUGAGCAUGUCUCAUCGCUCACCGACACCACUUGCAAGUUAACUGAAAAUGUGGAAACGGCAAGUCAUGAUUUUAGUUUCCUAACUUGAGUGCCGCUUAUCAUGACUGUUGCCUUCUGUCACAGAGAAUGACUUCAGUAACGAUGAAUCCGAUGCCUGCCUGUCAGAUGUGGUUCAUUUGAAGACACACCCGGUAACAAGUAUGCAGAAGUUACCAAACGUAGUCCAGUUGCAUGGCGUCAUUUUAAACAGCUAAUGAAAGAAGAAGAAUUUGCAGAGAGUGCCAACAAACAUCUAACAAAUUGCUUUGUGUUCUUUAUUAAGUAGAAACCCACUUGUGAUUGUUUAUGGAUUGAGGACAUUAUAAUGGAUGAAGUAAUGGAAUAACCCUCAGAUCAAUGCUGGCGGGGUUGGUUACAUGAGACAAACUUGAUAAGUGUCAAAGUCUUUGUGUCCUGCUUGUUAUAAUGCUGUCAAAGCACUUAUUUUAAUUGUUCCAAACUAUCAAAGGGCUGCAAGAAAUUUGCAUUUUAUUUGUGUUUUAUGCACAGGCUUACCGACAAAAAUGAAAGCAAGGACAAUGAGAGGGAGAGGUUAUGUUUAUUUGAUGGAUUCAUGAAUUGCACAGAAAUUAUGAAGAAAAAGGCCCAUUUCCAUUUUGUUUAUAUAUUAUCCUGAAUAUUAGGGAUGCACGAUAUUAUCUGCAUGAUAUUGGUACUGACAAAUACGAAAAUUUCUGCUGAUAUUUUGGCUAUAAAAAUCUGGCUAUAUCAGCUGUAGAUACAUGUGCCAUACAAACGAAGUCAGGGGAGUUUUAGGCUGGACCAACAGAUCUACGUCAGCUGAAUUUUUUUUUUCAUCACCAUUCCUUACACUCUAAAGUGUGUUUUAAGGACUGAUUGUUCCCUCCUGGUGAGAAGUGAGUCUCUGCCUCAGGUGAAGGACUUCAAGUAUCUCGGGGUCUUAUUCACAAGUUAGGGUAAAAUGGAUCUUUAGAUUGACAGGUGGAUUGGUGGAGCGUCAGUCUGUGGUGGUGAAGAGGGAGCUGAGCCAAAUGGCAAAACUUUCAAUUUACCAGUUGAUCUUCCUCCCAAGCGUCAACUUCGGUCAUAAACUCUGGCUAAUGACCAAAAGAAUGAGAAUAUAAGGAUAAAGACAGGUGAUUUUCUCAGAAAGGUGUCUGGGCUCAGCCUUGGAGAUAGGGUGAGUAGUUUAGACGUUCAGGGGGCUAAGAGUAGAGCUGCUGCUCCUUCGCAUCAAAAGGAGCCAGUUGAGGUGGUUUAGGCAUCUGAUUAGGAUACACCUGGAGGUCUUCUGGACAUGUAGCGCUGUCUGGUCUUGGAGUGAGGUUGAGCUUAACCACAGACUUGGAUUUGUGCAAAGGGUGAUGGGUUCGUUGAGUAAGACAGUUCGUCGUUCCUGCUAUCUGAGCAUGCAGACACAAGUCAGAGUCCUUCGGUCCUUAGCCCUUCCAGCCUUCUUAUACUCUCAUGAGGCUUGGACGUUGAUUGAUCUCCUUUGUGACGGUUUUUAUCCUUGGCAACCGGGGCACUGCCACAGGAUAGGCAACCCAGGCAAUUGUCUAGGGCCUCGAGGUGGAAGAGGGGGUCUCCCAGAGACAGCUGACAUUGGUCAGUAUCGACAACAGCAUGGAAUCCCCUUUAAACACUGCAACAACCUCCAAGGUGCCCUCUGCCUGGGGCAGUGUGUCUAGAAACACCCAUCUGUGUGUCUACGCUGAUGUAAAGGGUCAGCUGCCUGUUACAGGAAUGGCAGCUGUGCUUUUCCAUGCACCUGGCACACUUUCCCUGGCCUGAUCCAGCUCACCACAUACUGGCUACCCAGGACCUGGUGGGCUGGUCCAGAUGCCCAAGUUGACUAUGUGCAUCUUUGAGGAGGCAGCUGGGAGGAUACAUGUAAAUAUGGGACAUCCUGAAGGAUGGCCAUCAGGAGGCCAGAGCAGUAUAGGACCAAGGUUGACACGAUUUAGUGCCAAACCGGCAUAUGCUCCUAUACCUGACCUGACUGACCUAGUCAGGGAAUGCCUCAGGAUCCUCCAGGAUAAGUCGUAAAGUGUUGCUGGGGGAGGGAUGCCUGGGUUGACCUGCUCAGCCUGCAACACCUGGGACUGCAAAAUUGGGUUUGAAGGACUUACGUUUUAGGUGUAACCUAUAUUUCAGUAUCAGUAUUGGCUCAAAUUAAUUCAUAAAGAUCAGAUAUCUGCAAUAAUCUUAGAUCAUGCAUCCCUAUUGAGUAUGAUUAAUUUUUUACAUAAUUUUGGCAGCAAGCAUGCAAAUAACCUCAGAGACAUUAGACAUGUCAUGAAAGAGUAACACUACUGCAUUUUUGAAUCACGGUAGGGGCUCUGACUUAAAAUAUGUAAUGAAAGAGUGUGGAAAGACCCCUUUUUCCAGUGUUUGUGAUCUUGCACUGUUUCCAAAAAAUGUGUGUAAUAUUUUCCAUUCUUGAUUCAAGCACAGGUUUCCAACUGUAUUCACUCUGUCUGCUGUCAUAAAAAAAAGAAAAAACAUGCAACCUAACCAGAGGACUUUAAAGAUACAUUACACUCUAUGAGCAUUAAAUGCACAGCAUUUUUGAAUGAUGACAGUAUAUUUUUCUCGUCUAAGGCACCACAAGCAUCAGGGAAAUGUCUACUGUUACAUGUUUUGUAGAUUCAACUCUGUUGUUGACACCAGUUUGAAGCCAUUAUUGACUUUAAAACCGAAGCUCCUGCAGCCGCAUUUUCAGUCACUGGGUGGGAAAGAGAAAAAUAAUAAUUUGGGAUGUACUGGAUGAAAUGUGUUACAUUUGAGGUACCACUGUUACUCUAACUUUGAAUGGAUGUUGGGAAAAGUGUUUUUGUCUGUCCUUAGAGCUGUGCAAUAACCCAUGCCUGUAAUGGAUUCUAACUGCCAU
Messenger RNA from Cheilinus undulatus (humphead wrasse), 8607 nucleotides. It is a transcript of the gene ddhd1a, whose product is annotated as DDHD domain containing 1a. The record is from RefSeq and is a predicted model, not a curated record. Gene Ontology annotation, cellular component: cytoplasm. Lineage: Eukaryota; Metazoa; Chordata; Actinopteri; Labriformes; Labridae. The transcript has 13 exons. Gene Ontology annotation, molecular function: glycerophospholipase activity; metal ion binding. The coding region runs from base 450 to 3029 and encodes 859 amino acids.